Messenger RNA from Malaclemys terrapin pileata, 1210 nucleotides. RefSeq names its product ADP ribosylation factor 5 (gene ARF5). Gene Ontology annotation, biological process: intracellular protein transport; vesicle-mediated transport. Lineage: Eukaryota; Metazoa; Chordata; Testudines; Emydidae. Gene Ontology annotation, cellular component: plasma membrane; cytoplasm. Bases 98 to 640 code for a protein of 180 amino acids. Gene Ontology annotation, molecular function: GTPase activity; GTP binding. The record is from RefSeq and is a predicted model, not a curated record. The transcript is spliced from 6 exons.
CAGGAGGCGGGGCUGCGGCUGGUUCCGGCCAGGCCUGCUCGCAGCGGCGGUAUCGGCAGCCUCGGGGCUCGUAGCGCGGCCUCCCCCUCCCGCCGCCAUGGGCCUCACGGUCUCCGCCAUCUUCUCUCGCAUCUUCGGCAAGAAGCAGAUGCGGAUUCUCAUGGUCGGCUUGGACGCUGCCGGUAAAACCACCAUCCUGUACAAGCUAAAGCUGGGCGAGAUUGUCACCACCAUCCCCACCAUCGGAUUCAAUGUUGAGACAGUGGAAUACAAGAACAUCUGCUUCACCGUCUGGGAUGUAGGUGGCCAGGACAAAAUCCGACCCCUGUGGAGACACUACUUCCAGAACACACAGGGCCUCAUAUUUGUUGUGGACAGCAAUGACCGAGAGAGAGUGCAGGAGUCUGCAGAUGAGCUACAGAAAAUGCUGCAGGAGGACGAGCUGCGGGAUGCAGUCUUGCUGGUGUUUGCUAACAAGCAGGACAUGCCCAAUGCCAUGGCAGUGAGCGAGCUGACCGACAAGCUGGGUCUGCAGACACUCCGCAGCAGAACCUGGUAUGUGCAGGCAACGUGUGCAACCCAGGGCACUGGUCUCUAUGACGGACUGGACUGGCUAUCGCACGAGCUCUCCAAGCGCUAGGUGGGUGGCCAGCUGUCCCACAGACCAGACGAGCGUCGUGCCCACCUGGGAUCUCCGUGCCGGGUUUAGUUUAGUUUUUGGGUUGUUUUUUUUCCCCUCCCCCCUGUGACCUCGUCUUAAAUGAUCUGUGUGUUUAUCUGGUAGAACUUGAACCUUGAGGACUCUUCGGGCAGCUCCACUAGCCGUGCUCCUGCCUUCUGCUGCCCAGACGGCACUUUCAUGCUAGCCAUCCUACCCAACUGCAUGUGUUCUUGUUAAGUGGAGCCUGUGCCAUGUCCCAGCGGGGCCUGUUGGAAGGAAGGGAGGGAAGUGGUGGGGGCGGGGUGUGUCUAAGCACUGAGCGGGUGGCGGUGUUCCAGUGACCUCCAUUGGCAGCUUGCGAGGAAAGCCGUAGGUAACUGCUUCGGCCGUCACAACACUGCAGAACAGAACCGUUUCUCCUUUUUAUCCUUCCACGAACUUUAUAAUUGUUUCUCUUGGGGAGGGUGGGGGGCAGAACAGGGCUGGGACUCUGACUGUGUAAUGUGCUAUUGUAUAUCGAGUAAUAAAACUCCACCAGUUUGUAUCCUA